GACAGGAAGAGGAAGCGAGACUUAGAUUUGGACCAAAUUUUGAAGCAGGAGGUUCUUCACAUUUUCACCACCCCCAGCAGGGAGGAGGAAGUAGCUCCCAUUAUGUUCCACCUUUUAAUUAUGAACAUAUUUGGAAUCCUCCUCCUCAACAAGCACCACAACAAGAAGUUCAUGAUCGACCCUUAUUCGGUUAAUAAUUUGUUAUUUACCAUAAAUAUUUAUUUAUAA
Messenger RNA from Meloidogyne enterolobii, 228 nucleotides. The record is from the annotation of a GenBank genome assembly. NCBI's taxonomy places the organism in Eukaryota, Metazoa, Nematoda, Chromadorea, Rhabditida, Meloidogynidae.